GGAGGAACCCGCCUGCAAGCUGCAAUGGCCUGGUGAGUGAGCUAUGGCGUCUGCCUGUACUAAAAGGUCGCCUGUUGCCUGCGCGAGCGGAGUGGAUGACAGUAGUGGGGAGUUCAGUGAAUUGUGUUGUAGAGGGUGCUGGCGCUUUCCGUCCCGGGGAGCUGGACACGGUGUACGAUGUUUAUUUAUGUACAGAGGUAUCCGAAGCUGGUAGGCGUUCCCCUUAAGGUUCGGAGGCUACACACAGCAAUGUGUCACUACAAAGGUCGAACGGGCGCCGAGCACCUGUGGCUUAUGCGGCAUCUAAAGGACCCGUAUGUGAAGGCCGCAAAGGUGGAGAGUUACCGCUGCCGCAGCGCUUUCAAGCUCCUGGAGAUGAAUGAGAAGCACCACAUCCUGAGGCCUGGUCUCCGGGUACUGGACUGCGGGGCCGCUCCGGGAGCCUGGAGUCAGGUGGCAGUGCAGAGGGUCAACGCCACAGGCGCAGAUCUCAGCUCUCCUGUGGGCUUCGUGCUUGGGGUCGACCUUCUUCACAUAUUCCCUUUGGCAGGAGCCACUUUUCUAUGCCCUGCUGAUGUGACCGACCCCAGGACUUUCCAGAGAGUUUUAGAACUGCUUCCCAGAAGGAGAGCGGAUGUGAUUCUGAGUGACAUGGCACCGAAUGCCACUGGGAUCCGAGACCUUGAUCACGACAGGCUCAUCAGCUUGUGCCUUACCCUUGUGGACAUGGCUGUGGACAUCCUGCAUCCGGGGGGGACACUGCUGUGCAAAACCUGGGCCGGAAGUAAAAGCCACCUGCUGCAGAAGAGACUGACCCAGGAGUUCCAGAGCACGAGGGUCGUGAAACCAGAGGCCAGCAGGAGAGAGUCUUCAGAGGUGUACCUGUUAGCCACACAGUACCGUGGGGGGAGUGCUGAGCAGUGAGUCUGUCCUGCCUUUCUGGGAGUGCUUCCGAAGUGGAGCGUGGAUCCAAACAGCACUGGAUACAAACAGCACUGGAAGCACCUCUGGGUUCUUAAGAGAUAAAAAAUAUAUUUAGGGGAGAUAAAAAAUAGAUUCAGGGGCCAUGAAAAAGUUCUAAGAAUGGACAGCACCAUGGCUCAGUGAGUAAAGGGGCUUGCUGCUAAGCCUGGCGCCCUGAGUGCAGUCUCUGGGACCCCUAUAGCAGCGAGAGAGAACCAACUCCUGAAAGUUGGCUCUGACUCCCCACGUGCACGCGCGCACACACACACACACACACACAUACUUCACAUGAUAUGAACAAAUAUAUUGGCACUGUUAGUUUUUGGCAGUUUGAUACAAACCUACCUAUGUCUGGGAAGAAAGAAUCCGACUGAGGAACUGUCUCCAUCGGCUUGGCCUGUGGGCAGGGGAGUGAGACAUUGUCUUGAAGGGUGACUGAAGUGGGAGGGCCCAGCCCUGUGGGGGUGGUGCCAUCCUUUUUUUGGCUUUGUUUAUUUGUCUGUUUUUGAGGUUGAGUGUCACUACAUAACUGAAGCUGGCUAUGAGCCCACAAUCCUCUUGCCUUGCUUCUCAAGUGCUGGGCACAUUACAAGUGUACAUUGCCACACGUGGUUUGCACCAUGUUUGAUGAGAAUGUUUUUAUGAGGAAGCUAAGUGGAGAGUGAAGGAUAUAAAAGAAAAAAGCUAGGCAGUGGUGGCAUAUACCUUUAAUCCCAGUAAAAGCUGGAGGAUCACUGUGACUUGUGUCUUGGAGGCCAGCCUGGUCUACAGAGCCUUGUUCCAGGACAGCCAGGGUUAUACUAAAUAAAUAAAUAAAUAAAUAAAUAAAUAAAUAAAUAAAUGGAUAGAA
Mastomys coucha (southern multimammate mouse) is the source of this 1813-nucleotide messenger RNA. It is a transcript of the gene Mrm2, whose product is annotated as mitochondrial rRNA methyltransferase 2. Gene Ontology annotation, cellular component: mitochondrion. The coding region runs from base 178 to 924 and encodes 248 amino acids. Lineage: Eukaryota; Metazoa; Chordata; Mammalia; Rodentia; Muridae. The record is from RefSeq and is a predicted model, not a curated record. Gene Ontology annotation, molecular function: rRNA (uridine-2'-O-ribose)-methyltransferase activity. Gene Ontology annotation, biological process: RNA methylation. The transcript has 3 exons.